This is a messenger RNA of Dipodomys spectabilis (banner-tailed kangaroo rat), 627 nucleotides long. RefSeq names its product keratin-associated protein 4-3-like. The coding region runs from base 1 to 627 and encodes 208 amino acids. The transcript has 4 exons. Gene Ontology annotation, cellular component: keratin filament. Lineage: Eukaryota; Metazoa; Chordata; Mammalia; Rodentia; Heteromyidae. The record is from RefSeq and is a predicted model, not a curated record.
AUGGUCAACUCCUGUUGUGGCUCUACCUGCUCUGAGGAGGGCUGCUGCCAGCCCAGCUGCUGCAGGCCCCAGUGCUGUACCUCUAGCUGCUGCCGCCCCAGCUGCUGUGUGUCCAGCUGCUGCAGGCCCUGCUGCCAGUCUGUGUGCUGCCAGCCCUGCUGCCGCCCCAGCUGCUGCCGCCCUACCUGCUGCAUUUCCAGCUGCUGCAGGCCUUGUUGCCAGCCCAGCUGCUGCCGCCCCAGCUGCUGCAUCUCCAGCUGCUGCAGGCCCCAGUGCUGCACCUCCAGCUGCUGCAGGCCCCACUGCUGCAGGCCCCAGUGCUGCACCUCCAGCUGCUGCAGGCCCCAGUGCUGCAUUUCCAGCUGCUGCAGGCCCCAGUGCUGCACCUCCAGCUGCUGCAGGCCCCAGUGCUGCACCUCCAGCUGCUGCAGGCCCCACUGCUGCAGGCCCCAGUGCUGCAUUUCCAGCUGCUGCCGCCCCAGCUGCUGUGGUUCCAGCUGCUGCCGGCCCUGCUGCUGCCUGCGUCCAGUGUGUGGCCAGAUCUCCUGCCACACCACUUGCUAUCGCCCUACUUGCGUCAUCUCCACCUGCCCCCGCCCCAUGUGCUGUGCCAUGCCUUGCUGUUGA